UGGAACUGCUCACUUGCAGUUCUUUUGCUGUGCAGAAUUGCAUGAAACGGGACUUUUUUUGUCAGGACUGGCUUAACUGUGUGAGUUUAAUGUGGAAGACGUGUGUUUUGAUCAAAUGAAGUACCCUUUUGGUACUACGGUUUGAGUGAAAACACUUGAAAACCAGAAUCAUCAAAGAAGGGCCAGCAAAGUCAUGGACACCAUCCUCUGAAUGAACAAAGGGAUGGUAAACACCUUCCCUAAUAUCUUUCUCUACACACUGGGCUGUCCAUCAGUGUUGAAUUGGGUCUAGCUAUGGGAGGUUUGGAUGUGUGAUUGUGUCUCAAUCUCUUCUUUUGCACUUCUACGUGUCUCAUGGAGCCGCCAGUAGACAAGUCUCAGCUUCCGAACCCUACACUUCCCAAGAUAACCUCUCAAGGAUCUCAGCAUGGGAUGCAUCUCCCGUUACACAGUGGUGACCAGAGUAACAGUGCUUUCACCUCUGAGUCCUCAUUGUCUUCAUCAUCAACUGUGCCCCCAUAUGAUAGAGGUGAAGCAUCACCAGACUCCAUGUGUAGCUUGAGUAGUCUGAGCAGUGCCAGAACAGACAGCCCUUUGGAUGUGGACAUGCCAGAGGUAGAGAUGGGUAAAAACAUAGUCAACAUUGAUGAUUUAGGCAUACAGAGCCCAAACUGCAGACCGGACUACAAUGAGUCCAAUGACAACGACAAUUCUGUAUCUGUCUAUCUGGACGCCAAUGAAGACUGCUGGAGUGACAAUGAUAAUCAUGAUGUCACUUUGAUGGUAACACAGAAGGUUGGACUAAAUGACAACAGUGAUGUGGCCUCCUUGUGCUCUUCAGAACAUGGUGAUUAUGAUGACCUUAAAGAAGAGGAGAAAGAAGACUCUUUUCUCUCUUUAGUCUCGGUAGAUUUGGUGUUGAAGAGCCAGAUUGGUGUUUCUGCGCUGGAAGUCUCCACCAGCUCUGUGGUGGACCUGCUAAACAACACUUUACCAGACCUUUCUCAAGACCAACCAGCGGAAGGCAAGUCGCAGAGCUCCAACAGAGUGACUGAUCUGGCUACGGUCAAUGCCCCCCUGAGGGAAGUGGUCCAAGAGAAAGGGGAACUCUCUGAGUUGUGUCCAGACACUCAAGCUAAUGAGAUAAUCCUAAAUGAGAUGGUGGUGCAUCUUGAAGAUUCAGUGGGUAAUAGAAUAGGCACCAGAAACAUAAAGGUCUUGUCUUUCUCUAAAGAGGAUAACCAGCCAAAGUCCACAGUGAAAAAGACCAAUGCUCUGGCAGGACAUGGUCUCUCCAAGCCUCCUAAAAGGGCUGUUCUGACCAAAGCCACAAAACCUGAGGUUAAGAGAUUCCCCAGACCAGACCUGAAGAACGUGAAGGCCAAGAUAAUUUCCAGAGUUGCCUCUGCACCAAGAUCUGCCAGUCCCGCCAAAACAAACACUAAUCUUGGCAAGUCAGUUUCAGGCAAUGUGAAUUCGCUUCCUCUUACGGCAAACCGUGCAACCAGUAGGAGAGUGGAAGAUAAAGCUGUUGGGAAAAGAAGCAGAUCCUCAUCGAGCCAUGCAAGAGAACCAAAGAGAUCUGACUGUCGAGAGUCAGACCCUAAACUCCAAACAACGUGUCUGCCACCGGAUAGGAAAAAGGCACUUAUCAUUGAAUCAUCUGUGAAUCAUACAGAAGUUGCAGAGGUUGUCACCAAUGGCAAUCAGGAGAAGGGUGUGAUCACAUUAUCUUUACAAACACGAGGAGAAGAAACAAUAAUAAAGUCUGAAUUUCCUUCCUCAACCGAUCUCAUAGAUGAAGAAAAGGUUCAACUUAUGAAAGAAACAGAGCAAGAACCCUCUAAAGGCACCAGCAAGACUGUGUCUUCCAAGCUGGGACCUUCAUUAGGGACUACAGCUAGCAGUACAUCCACAUCUGGACCCCCAGAACCCAGACUGAAGCCCCCAAGCCGAGAAGCCCGACCCACAGGUAGUCUGGGUCCAUCGGGAGGCCGAGCAGUUCAGCCGGCGGGUAUUGUAAGGAUGCGCACCACAGACAAGUUGACAGGGCCUUACACCCCCACUACAGUCUCCAGCUCUCCUGGUAAGGGUGCUCAGAGAGCUCCCUCCUCCAAACUGCCAGUGAAAGGCCUUCCCACAAGCCCCAGCUCUUCAUCACUGGGAAGUACAAUCAGUGAAAGCAAUGGUAUUGCAGUCAACAAAGUUCCUGCUGAAGUGAUGAAGAAUGAGGAGAAGCCUAUCAAACAAUCCCCUUCAUCCCAGAUGCAAGGAAAGUCUCCAAUCAGCAAACCUGUAUCAGGACACCGCAGCAGAGCAAGCUCUAUACCAUCCAAACCAGUGGCAGGGCUGAAGGCCCCAACUAUGACCAACCACACGUCAGCUAAGACUAACCAGAAUGUUUUGCAACGCACCGGAUCGGCACGACUUAUUCGCUCAGCAACAACAGUGGACAAGAGCUCCAAAGGGCCCAAAGCUGCAGGGACAACAGCUGGCCUAACGCAGCAGCACAGCUCAACUGGGGGGACCGGAGAGACUGAGGAAGAGGAGGAAAGAGAUCUUCGUCUUCAAAAUGAGAAAAAGAGUCAGUGCAUCCUGCAGCUCCGUAAACUCAUCGCUAAUGGCAAUCACCGCUUGGAAGCUCUCGCCUUGGUUGUGCAGCAUGUCUUCAGCGAGCGUGAGGUGGCACUCAGUCAGAGAGAAGAACUUUCCGUCCAGCUUAACAAACUGCGACAGCAACUGGGUAACUCGGUCUCCUGUUGUGAGCAGUUGGAGAGGGAAAAGGAGGAGGUGCGGGUGUCUUUGGAGGCGCUGUUACAGAAACUACAGGAGCAGCAUCAAACAGAACUAGAGCAACUGGAGGAGAGACUGAAAGAGUUCUACUCAGCAGAAUGGGACAAGACCCACCUGGCCUACCAGAAAGAGGCAGACAAAUGCAGGGCGCUCAUGCAGCAGCAGGUGGAAGAGGUGAGGAACCAACAGGAAGCCCUGAGGAACCAACAGGAAUUGGCACACACUGAGCGGAUGGAGAUACUGAAACGUGAAUAUGAGACUUCAUGCGCAGAGCUCAGGAAGAUUCACGAACUGAACAUUCAAGAACUUGACAAAACACUUGAGUCUGAGGCCUCGCUCAAUGAAAAAAUUCAAAGUUUGACUGCAGAAAACGAGGCUUUGAAAGAAAGGCUAAGAGAGGAGGAGGAGCGGAGGAAAGCACUGGCAGAAAAAAGUCAGAAGGACGCCCACACACUGUAUUUGGAACAGGAGCUGGAGAGUCUUAGAGCCGUGCUGGAAAUAAAGACCAACCAGAUACACCAGCAAGACAAGAAACUUAUGCAGAUGGACAAACUGAUUGAUGAUAAUUUGAAACUAGAGGAGUGUCUAAAUAAGGUCCAGCAGGAGAACGAGGAUUACAAGGCUAGGAUGGACAAGCAUGCUGCCCUUUCAAAGCAGCUCUCCACAGAACAGGCCAUGCUUCAACAGACCCUGCAGAAGGAAUCAAAGGUCAACAAACGUCUAUCCAUGGAGAAUGAGGAGUUGCUAUGGAAACUACACAAUGGAGACUUGUGCAGCCCGCGACGCAUCUCACCCACUUCCCCCUUCCACUCGCCUCAAAACUCUGCCUCCUUUUCCACGACUCCGAUAUCACCCAGAUAGCCUCUGACCUCAGAAACCACCCUCACCCAGAGGCACCUAUGGACCUUUUGGCCAUUUGAUUCCUAUAAUAGGACUUGUACAGUUUGUAAAGACUUCUAAAGUUUAUAACUUUCCCAUUAAAGACAAUGAUGCACAGUUGCACUUCUUGAUCAAGCAAUUGCCUUGCUCAGUUACACAUUUGUUUGUUCUCUUCUGUGUCAUUCCUUUCUGUCUGUCUCUAACACAUUUUUUCCUUCUCUCUCCCUUUCUUUCACACACAUACACAAAAAUGUAUCUGAGGAGGGAACACACCUCAGGGCUUGUACAUAGAGUAUCUCUUCCUUGGACUGCAAUUUUCUGUUUUAUUUGUGCUCCCUUUUCAUUUUUUUAAUUAAAAAAUGGUACAUGCAUAGCAAGUAAA
Messenger RNA from Myxocyprinus asiaticus (Chinese sucker), 4054 nucleotides. RefSeq names its product microtubule associated tumor suppressor 1b (gene mtus1b). The coding region runs from base 355 to 3654 and encodes 1099 amino acids. The record is from RefSeq and is a predicted model, not a curated record. Gene Ontology annotation, molecular function: microtubule binding. NCBI's taxonomy places the organism in Eukaryota, Metazoa, Chordata, Actinopteri, Cypriniformes, Catostomidae. The transcript has 15 exons. Gene Ontology annotation, cellular component: cytoplasm; nucleus.